This is a messenger RNA of Corylus avellana, 1859 nucleotides long. RefSeq names its product CBL-interacting protein kinase 1 (gene CIPK1). Lineage: Eukaryota; Viridiplantae; Streptophyta; Magnoliopsida; Fagales; Betulaceae. Gene Ontology annotation, biological process: signal transduction; protein phosphorylation. Gene Ontology annotation, molecular function: ATP binding; protein serine/threonine kinase activity. The record is from RefSeq and is a predicted model, not a curated record.
GGGAGGGGUUAAUUACUAUUAUCUUUAAUUAAAUAAAUAUAUAAUUAUAGGAAUUGUAUAAUACUAUUUUUUGCAUAAAUACUUAUGUUAAUUAAGCGCACAAUUGCGUUCAAAGAUAAGAGCAAAGACAGCUUCUGGCUUGGGAAACAACCAGGAGGGAGCAGGAGAAGGCCGUUUUGAUUAGACUCGCUAACUCAAUUCUAGACUUAUUCUUAAGAGUCUGAUCAAAACCGCCGUACGCUUCAACGGUUUCAAAUCAGGAGCCGGGAUUUAACAGAGAGAUUGCGUUUACAUGGUGAGAAAGGAGGAGUUGGAGAAGAAGGGAAUGCGACUGGGGAAGUACGAGCUGGGAAGGACUCUUGGCGAGGGCAAUUUCGGAAAGGUUAAGUUGGCCAGGAACGUCGAGACCGGCCACUAUGUCGCCGUUAAGAUCAUCGAGAAGAACAAGGUUAUUGCUCUCAAGAUCACCGAUCAGAUAAAGAGGGAGAUUGCCACCUUGAAGCUCCUCAAACAUCCUAAUGUCGUCAGAUUACAUGAGGUGUUGGCAAGCAAAAACAAGAUUAAUAUGGUCUUAGAAUAUGUGACUGGCGGGGAAUUGUUCAAUAGAAUUGCAUCCAAGGGGAAACUUAAAGAAAUCGAAGGCAGGAAGCUGUUUCAACAAUUAAUUGAUGGAGUGAGUUACUGCCACACUAAAGGCGUUUUUCACAGAGAUCUAAAGCUAGAGAAUGUUCUAGUUGAUGCUAAAGGGAACAUAAAGAUAUCUGACUUUGGCCUCAGUGCCUUACCUCAGCAUCUUAGGCCUGAUGGGUUACUGCACACAACCUGUGGAAGUCCCAAUUAUGUUGCUCCUGAGAUUCUUGCUAACAGAGGGUAUGAUGGUGCCACCUCAGAUGUAUGGUCGUGUGGUGUUAUCUUGUAUGUAAUUCUCACAGGAUAUCUUCCUUUUGAUGAUAGAAAUCUUGCAGUUCUCUAUCAGAAGAUCUUCAGAGGGGAUGCUCAGAUACCAAAAUGGCUGUCACCGGGGGCCCAAAACAUGAUAAGGAGAAUUCUUGAUCCCAGUCCUGCUAGCCGGAUAACAAUGGCGGGUAUCAAAAUAGAUGAGUGGUUUAAGCAGGACUAUACUCCUGCAAAUCCCGACGAUGAAGAAGAAGAUAUAUACAUUGAUGAUGAAGCAUUCUCAAUACAUGCUGUGCCAUCUGAAGCAGAGAAGAGCCCUGGCUCACCCACUCUCAUUAAUGCAUUUCAGUUGAUUGGAAUGUCCUCCUGCUUAGACCUCUCUGGCUUCUUUGAGAAAGAGGAUGUCUCGGAGAGGAAGAUCAGAUUUACAUCCAAUCACUCUGCGAAGGAUUUGCUUGAGAGGAUUGAGGAUAUUGUAACAGAGAUGGGAUUUAGUGUUCUGAAGAAAAAUGGAAGGUUGAAAGUGAUGCAGGAGCACAAGGGGCACAAAAAUAUGGGUAGUCUUUCCGUUGCAGCAGAGGUGUUUGAGAUAAGUUCAUCCUUGUAUGUAGUUGAAUUAAGAAAAUCAUAUGGAGAUUCCGCAGUUUACAGACAGCUGUGUAAAAAGCUAUCAAAUGAUCUAGGAGUUGGCCCUAGCCAAGAGCUGUUGACAACAUAAGUGCGAGUGAUGGGUACUUGUUGGGUCAGACAUCGGAUAUUAGCCUCUUCUUGCAGAGAAAUGAACUUAGAACCCCAAGCAAUGUAGUUCAUGAGUAUCUUUAUCUCUGUUACAUCUCUGUACAGUUCAAAAUAGCCUCAUAUUUAUAUUCAAGUUGUAUAGAAUUGUUCAAGUUGUAUAGAAUUGCAGAACCAAUUAUGUUGCAGGACAUAAAAUCCUCUGUUUAUAAUAGCAAUUUUUUAUA